UUCCGGUAAAACAAGACAAGUAGCCCGCUUCUCGAUGGCGGCGUUUUCGCAUUUGUAAACAAAAACAAACCGCGUAACGUAAAAUAACAAUUUCGCCGCAGAUGGAGUGGACGUGAUAUAACGACAAUGACGUCGACGGACACAUAUCAGUUGAAAUGGCAUUCGCACAGUUCACAUUUGAACGGGUCCGUUGCGGCUUUGCUGCGCUCGGAGCGGUUCACGGACGUGGUGCUGUGCACGAUGGACGGGUCUCAAAUCCCGGCUCACAAGUUCAUCCUAAGUUCGUGCAGUGUUUACUUGAGCGGCUUGUUCGAGGGCCAGCGGCAUGUCACGCGGAUGGGCGGUAUGCUUUACGUCGUUCUGCCUUCGGAGAUAUCCACGAAGGCGCUCAAGAUUUUAGUGGAGUAUAUGUAUAAAGGUGAAACAACAGUUUCAAAUGAAGUUCUAGAUACAGUAUUAAAAGCCGGGGAGGUCCUAAAGAUCCGAGGCUUAUGGCGGCAGACGGAUGAAGCUGGAGACCCUCCGGCAGAGAAGACAACUGCACAAGUAGCUAGCGUUAACAAACAGCCGGUGAAGAAACCGGAGGACUUACAGCCUAAGAUUGCAGUCAAGAAAGAUGAUAAACUACUUAAGACUUUUACACCAAUGCAGCAGCAAGGGGUCACAAGGCCUAUGUUCAUCGGACCACCCAAACUGGUGUUCAUCAAGACCACUGAGGGCGGCACGCAGGCGGCGUUACGAUCGGCCGGGCCGAAGGGCCAAACUAUACUGGUUGCACCCGCGCCCUCCCUGGACACCUCUACCACCUCUGCUACUACCACCACAACCUCCACUUCAAUAGCUAUAGCUUCGACGACGAUAGCGGACGACUCGCCGGACGAGGCGCCGGCGCCGCGCAUCCUGCGGCGGCACGCGGCCGAGCGCAAGUACGGCAAGCGGCAGAAACCAGACGACACCGAAGACAAGGAUGCUGAGGAUACUGCCUCCACUAGAACCCUCGGCACGCGGCCGAGCGCAAGUACGGCAAGCGGCAGAAACCAGACGACACCGACGACAAGGACGCCGAGGAAACUGCCUCCAAACCCUCGGCACGCGGCCGAGCGCAAGUACGGCAAGCGGCAGAAACCAGACGACACCGACGACAAGGACGCCGAGGAAACUGCCUCCAAAAAAUCAACAGCCAGCAACAACGACCCAGACGUGUCUAUAAAGGAGGAGCCGGAAUGGGACGCGUCCAGCAUCGAAGAGGAGGAGCGAUCCAUCGCCGAAAUGUUCCAGCAAGAGAUGAGCGUCAAACAGGAGCCUGAGGACCUGGACAUCGAUGAAGACGGACUGGUGUACAGCCCGCUGGCGUGCGAGCUGUGCGCGGAGGUGUUCACGCUGCCGGCGGCCUGGGUGCGCCACGUGGAGGGCCACGCGCGCGCCGACCACACGCACGCGCGCAAGCGCAAGCAUCGCUCCGCGAGCGAUGACACCGAAGAAACGAUGGCACUACUGCGCUGCGAUUUGUGCCAAAAGCACUUCCCCAACCCCGCCGAGUGGGUGCGCCACGUGCAGAGCACCCACACUGAAACAGAAUUGGCCAUAUCAAACAACAGUGCCCCACCAAAACGUCACAAUCGUUUCACAGAGGGCGCGCAAAACAAGACUUGCUCGCACUGCAAGAAAACGUUCCCGUCUCAUGCCUCCAUGCUCAUACACAUGAGGACGCACACAGGUGAGCGUCCGUUCGUAUGCGGGCUGUGCAACAAGGGUUUCAACGUGAAGUCCAACUUGCUGCGGCACCUCCGCACGCUGCACGACCAGAUCAUCAGCCCCGCGCUCGUCGAGGGCGAGGCGGACGACGAGACCGAGGGGCCGAGCGAGGUGAAGCGCGAGUCCUGAGGCCGCGGGGGGGCGGGGCGGCGAGGCCGGCGCGCGGUGCUGCCGCGCAAGCAGAGCUACUCGCUGUUCCUCAAGCAGCGCGCCGUGCUCUUCUCCGCCAAGAAGUGGAAGCA
Messenger RNA from Cydia amplana, 1997 nucleotides. RefSeq names its product zinc finger and BTB domain-containing protein 16. The coding region runs from base 127 to 1884 and encodes 585 amino acids. Lineage: Eukaryota; Metazoa; Arthropoda; Insecta; Lepidoptera; Tortricidae. The record is from RefSeq and is a predicted model, not a curated record. The transcript has 12 exons. Gene Ontology annotation, cellular component: nucleus. Gene Ontology annotation, biological process: regulation of transcription by RNA polymerase II. Gene Ontology annotation, molecular function: protein binding.